GUCGCAUUGAGUUCCGUUUCCUUGUGACCCUUCUGCCGUCAGCGGCUGGAGCAGAAGACAGACAUGCACUUGUCUCGUGGUUUCACUUCUCUAUUGAGUAUUCAUUGACUUUUCUGUGACACGGAACGGUUGCGUGCACGAAAUUUGUGGUAUCAUAUAGCGACUUAUGAAACGGGUGUGCAAGCUUAAUGUCCCGAUGCAGGUUUGACUUUGACAAAGGGCGUACAAGGGGUUUUGAACUAGCCGCUAGUGAGGACGUAUUCACGAUCUGCGUCACGUGGUGGCCACCCACGUUUCGGAUUGUGGGUAAACAAGGAGGAGAAAUAUUUGUGCGUGUCGAAUAGAGCACAGCAUCAUCAAAGAUCAGCAUAGUAGUACUCGUAAUCCGUGUUGGUGGUAAGGGCUCGGCCAUAUUACAGAGAUUUACCAAAGUGUGUAUUUAGUGAGUGAGUUAUGUCUACGUAUUCGCGGACGCAGGAGAGUGACGCCUGGGCGUUAUUGGCAUUGAAAUCUGCGCCCGCAAGCCCAUCAAAAGUGCAAUGGAACCCAGAGGCAAAGGGAAUGCCGAUUGCGCGGCUCGAGGGCCGCGAGUUCGAGUAUAUGGUUCGUCAGAAGCGAAUAACCAUCGGGCGUAACAGCAGCAAAGGCGAGGUCGAUGUAAAUAUGGGACACUCGAGUUUCAUAUCGAGGAAACACUUGGAGAUAUUCUACGACCACCCGUACUUCUUCAUGAUCUGCAACGGCAAGAACGGGGUAUUCGUCGACGGUGUUUUUCAGCGCAAGGGAGCCCCCGCAUUUCAGCUGCCGAAAUCGUGUACUUUCAGAUUUCCGAGUACCAACAUUAGGCUUGUAUUUCAAUCACUAAUUGACGAACAGGACCAGACUAAUGUGAGGGUACCAUCUCCACCAAAGCAAAGAGCACCACUACCCCCUCUACGCAUCAAUAUACCCGAUACAGGGUAUAGCAGUCCAUUUCCAUCUCCGACGGGGACUAUAAGUGCUGCUAAUUCGUGUCCUGCAAGUCCAAGGGCAGGUCAGGGAAGAAGAAACAUUUCCGCGGAUCUGCAAAUGGUUGCUGCGUAUGCGGCAGCUGUUGCCAGUGGUCCGCAGAAUUCCGGUAUAGAGGUUGGCCAGAGUUCGAGUAGACAAAUGAGUCCUGAACCUGGAACAGAGCCUCGUUAUAGAGGUGGCUCUAGUAGCGGCGGUCCCAAUGGAACUCCUGCUCAAUACAGUCCCCCAAAGGACGACUCGAAACCUCCGUAUUCUUAUGCCCAACUCAUUGUACAGGCGAUAGCAUCUGCUUCUGAUAAGCAACUGACGCUUUCUGGAAUCUAUUCCUACAUUACAAAGAAUUAUCCGUACUAUAGGACAGCUGAUAAAGGCUGGCAAAAUUCUAUUAGGCACAAUCUCUCGCUUAACAGAUACUUUAUCAAAGUACCCAGGAGUCAAGAAGAGCCAGGCAAAGGAUCUUUCUGGAGGAUAGAUCCACAAUCAGAAGCUAAACUUAUCGAACAAGCAUUUAGGAGGAGAAGACAGCGGGGAGUGCCUUGUUUCAGAGCACCAUUCGGCUUAUCAUCCAGAAGUGCCCCAGCUUCACCAUCUCACGUGGGCAUAAGUGGGCUGAUGACACCAGAGUGCCUGAGUCGAGAAGGAUCCCCUGGACCUGAAUCUUACCCUGACAGUUCAGUACCAUCGCCAGCAGGUCAGCUCACAAGUCAGUCGGCUCCAGGUUCACCUGGCCAUCCAUACGCUCCACCUUCUAAUCACAAGGGUCGGCUGAUGCAACAGAUUACCGUUGUUACAAAUGGAGUCAACAGUGAAGGCCCCAGAGAAGAUAAAUAUUUGGUGGCCGGUGUCGUUGGAGAAGAACACUCAUUAUCUCCUGCAGGACAAUACAGUCCAGCCCCUGUUAUUGUACAAACUUCCUAUAACUACAGUGGAAGCUUCAUUGGACCUGAUACAAGCGUUGGACCUGGCAAACGAGCGUUCGAAGAGCCGGACAGCUCACCAGGCUCACCAGCGCCUUUAGCUAUUGUCGAAAGUCCGGAGCCCCCUGAUCAUCAGCAGCAGCCUAAGCGUCAACGUGUCCGUGAUGCCGAUGAUCACUGAACCACAACUCUACUUUCUUUCUCUAUAGGACUUUGUCACGUUACGUUAACAUAUUAUUAAGCACACCAUCCAUUUUCUAUCCAUUAUUCAAGACAUGCAGUCACAUCCACUGAAAUCAGACAACUGACAACUACGGACUUACAAGAAAUUUUUCUUCAAUCCUCUGUCAUGAAAAUCAAUCGACCAACAACAGUAUUGUCGCAAGUUGACAAUUUUAUGUACUUGGUAAGUUUUUUCAAUAACAUCUGCAUCACUGAAAUUAUAAUGUGAUGCUCAACCGACUUGUGUUUGUUCCGAUUUGUUCAUUAUAAGUCUAGACAAUAGAUAUCAUGCCAAGAUUGAAAAUGUUGAAAUGAUUCAAGCAAUAGAUUUUAUGGUCUAGUUUCGCGAUUAUUAUUUCUCUCGUCAUAAAUGAUCACCGGAAAGCUGUGAAAUGGUCGAUUUUAGUUUACAUUGUUUAUUUAUACAUCGAUUUACGUAUAUACGUAUGAAUAUACAUGUAUAUUUAUUUAUAGAUCUUUAUAAAUUUUUUGAUUUUUAUUUAUAUACAUGUAUGUUUAUAUAAGUAUUUUUUCCCCGUACUACCAAAUGGUGUGCAAUUCAGAGGGACUGGAUUCGUUGAUACAAGAACGCGGCGAUUAAACUACCAUACAUUAAA
Messenger RNA from Athalia rosae (coleseed sawfly), 2767 nucleotides. It is a transcript of the gene FoxK, whose product is annotated as forkhead box protein K1. The record is from RefSeq and is a predicted model, not a curated record. Lineage: Eukaryota; Metazoa; Arthropoda; Insecta; Hymenoptera; Athaliidae. The transcript is spliced from 5 exons. Gene Ontology annotation, biological process: regulation of transcription by RNA polymerase II. The coding region runs from base 454 to 2109 and encodes 551 amino acids. Gene Ontology annotation, molecular function: protein binding; DNA-binding transcription factor activity, RNA polymerase II-specific; RNA polymerase II cis-regulatory region sequence-specific DNA binding.